This is a messenger RNA of Penicillium manginii, 903 nucleotides long. RefSeq names its product zinc-dependent alcohol dehydrogenase. The record is from RefSeq and is a predicted model, not a curated record. The transcript has 3 exons. NCBI's taxonomy places the organism in Eukaryota, Fungi, Ascomycota, Eurotiomycetes, Eurotiales, Aspergillaceae. Bases 1 to 903 code for a protein of 300 amino acids. Gene Ontology annotation, molecular function: oxidoreductase activity; zinc ion binding.
AUGAAAGGUGACUGGCCACUGCCCCUCAAGAUGCCCCUUGUCGGAGGCCACGAGGGAGCCGGAAUUGUCGUUGCCAAAGGCGACAUGGCUUCGGGCAUUGAGAUCGGCGAUCACGCCGGUAUCAAGUGGUUGAAUGGCUCUUGCCUGGCAUGCGAGUUCUGCAAAACCGCUGACGAACCACUCUGUGCUGAGCAGAAGUUGUCAGGUUACACCGUUGACGGCACUUUCCAGCAGUAUGCUAUUGGAAAAGCUGCGCAUGUGAUCAAACUGCCCAAGGACGUGGCUUUCGAUGCCAUUGCGCCGAUUUUGUGCGCGGGUAUCACUGUCUACAAGGGUCUGAAGGAGUCUGGUGCUCGUCCAGGCCAGACCAUUGCUAUUGUCGGUGCUGGUGGUGGCUUGGGCUCGUUGGCUCAGCAGUAUGCCAAAGCUAUGGGAUUGCGGGUUAUUGCUAUUGAUGGUGGUGAUGAGAAGCGUUCUAUGUGUGAGCAACUGGGUUCUGAGGCCUACGUCGAUUUCACAACUUCCAAAGAUCUGGUCGCUGAUGUCAAGGCUGUCACUCCCGAAGGUCUGGGUGCGCACGCUGUGCUUCUACUUGCUGCUUCCGAGAAGCCAUUCCAACAGGCCGUUAGCUAUGCUCGCCCCCGUGGCGCCAUUGUUGCCAUUGGUCUUCCCGCCAACGCCUUCCUCAAGGCUCCUGUUUUUGAGAGUGUCAUCAAGAUGAUCAACAUCAAGGGAAGCUAUGUGGGUAACCGCCAGGAUGGUGUUGAGGCUGUCGACUUCUUCACUCGCGGUCUGAUCAAGGCACCUUUCAAGACUGCUUCAUUGGAGGAUCUUCCCAAAGUGUUUGAGCUGAUGGAGCAAGGCAAGAUCGCCGGACGCUACGUUCUCAAGAUGCCGGAAUAA